AUGACGAAAACAGUCAUCAUCCUCGGCGCCUCGUAUACGGGUGUGGGAAUCGCUCAUAGUUUAUUGAAGCGUACCCAAAAAGAGGUCACCGAUUUGAAAGUGGUUCUUGUUUCCACGACAACUCAUAUGUACUGGAAUUUGGCAUCUGUUCGAGCGAUUGUUCCUGGGCAAUUGAGUGAUGACAAGAUUUUCCAAGAUAUUCAAUCCGGGUUUAAACAGUACCCCUCAGGGUCCUUCGAAUUCGUCCACGGUCGAGCCACAGGAAUAAACCCCGAUGCCAACACCGUUACUAUAUCGACCGAAUCUGGGGAAUCCACGAAAGACUACGAUCACCUUGUCAUUUCAACAGGGAGCCGCACAGUUGGCGACGUGCCAUGGAAGGCCUCAUUGGAAGGUUACGAGAAGACGAAGAGCCUAUUACACGAAUACCAGAAUAAAGUGAAAGAGGCGAAAUCUAUUGUGAUUGCGGGCGCGGGGCCAACGGGUGUUGAAACCUCUGGUGAAAUUGCCUUCGAGUUUGGCAAGGGCAAGGAGGUCACUCUGAUCACUUCUGGAAAAUCCGUCCUCGCCGACCUUCCAGCAAGUGUCGUGAAAGUCGCCACGAACGAGCUGCAGAAUUUGGGGGUCAAAAUCGUGGCCGAAACAAAGGUCCAGGGUUCCGUGACGAAGCCUGAUGGCAAGACCGAGCUCACAUUAUCCACGGGCGAGAAACUCGUCACAGAUUUAUAUCUGCCCACUGUCGGUGUGAUACCGAAUACCGAAUAUGUCCCCAGCAAGCUCCUAAACGACCACGGGGACGUCGUUGUUGAUGAAUAUCUACAUGCCAAGAAUACUUCAAAUAUUUGGGCCGCGGGCGAUGUUGUCGACAUCCAGCCUUCCCAGAUGAAGUACGCAACCGACCAAUCCAAAGCUCUUUCCAAGAAUCUCGAUCUUGUGUUGAAGGGCAAAGCUCCGGAAAUCUAUAAGUUUGAUGGUGCUCCAAUAAUCGCAGUCACAAUCGGCAGGAGUAAAGCCACUGGCCGCUCAGGAAACAUGAAACUCCCAAGUCUCCUCAUUUGGUGGAUCAAGGGCCGUACUUUGUUCACCGAGAAGUUGCCUAAGUACAUCAGUGGCGCAGAAUUCUAG
Molecule: messenger RNA, 1125 nt
Organism: Venustampulla echinocandica
Lineage: Eukaryota; Fungi; Ascomycota; Leotiomycetes; Helotiales; Pleuroascaceae
Product: FAD protein
Exons: 8
Coding region: 1-1125 (374 amino acids)
Cellular component (GO): cytoplasm
Molecular function (GO): flavin adenine dinucleotide binding; electron-transferring-flavoprotein dehydrogenase activity
Source: RefSeq, a predicted model, not a curated record